GAGCUGUAUACUGCCACUUACUGUCCCCGCUGUCUCGCGCUAGCUGCGGGGUCCGAGCCCAUCAAGCAGCAGCAGGUCGGCUCGAGAGGAGUGCCUCUCGUCGCUCCAUGGACGAUGUCUUUGGCGAGUGUAUGCACGACGAGAGCUUGCAUCUGGAGCGACGCUUUCAUUCGGCGGGCUAUCGCGAAGGCAUCACUGCCGGCAAGCUUGCAACGCUGCAAGCUGGCUUCAACGACGGCUACCAGACUGGUGUGCCCCUCGGCAAGAGGCUGGGCGAGAUUCGCGGUCGACUGACUGCUCUCAUCGCUAUUGCCACUAUGCUCAGAUGUCCGGCAGACAAUCUGCGAGGACUGCUCAGCGACGCCAACAAGCUGAGCUUUGCUGAGCUGGCUCCACCAGACGCAGAGGCCGAAGAACACGCACGACUCGAGCAUGGCGAGCCCUUUGAGAUCUCACCUGAGCUAGACCCACACAGUAAAGUUGACCUGCUUGCGCACGCGAUGAAUACGCUAUCAUCGGACGACUCAACGCCAAAGUCUCACCUGUCAGCUCAGCAGCAGCUAUCACGCAUGGAGACCAGCCUGUCCGCUGCGCAAGCUGAUCUCGGAAUCUGACGCAAUGGCAGCGCUUCAUACGAGAAAGCAAUCCUCCGCGCCUUUGCACACGACUGAAUCAUCGAGCGGCUGUUUCAAAGGCAUUCAGACCUGGUGUUAGCAUCUGCCUGAAACUUCGCAUGUCACUCAUUCUGCCGUCAAGGAAGUCGCCCAUCAGAUGCACGAUCAAGCAGAAGAUUCAAGUCGAUUCUGCAUUGAUACAAAUUAGGCGAGCUACUCGACGAAGGAGGUCUAAAUUGGGUCGCACAUGACGCCGGGUCGCGUCGCGUUUUAGUUGGCAAGUGACAGACGGAGUCUACCCAGCUGAGGACGUAUUGAUUUGAGAUGGCUGAUAAGCUGGCCUGUCAUGAUCGCAUGUUGUGACCGCUCUGCAGGCGACAGCCCACGCAUACUGCUUAUCGGAGUGGCUGG
Messenger RNA from Mixia osmundae IAM 14324, 1025 nucleotides. RefSeq lists its product as uncharacterized. The transcript is spliced from 2 exons. The record is from RefSeq and is a predicted model, not a curated record. The coding region runs from base 108 to 614 and encodes 168 amino acids. NCBI's taxonomy places the organism in Eukaryota, Fungi, Basidiomycota, Mixiomycetes, Mixiales, Mixiaceae.